AUGGACUCGAUGCGAAGCCUCAACACCUCCCUGCCUGGCGCCUCAGCAGGGAAGCAGGCUGCGCAAAAUGACUCUCCCGAGCAACUCCUCGACGCCUUCAAAAACGCCGCUCUAUCGGUGACGAAACUCUACAAGGCCUCCGCUGCUGCCCAAUCGAAGGCCCGUAUGGACGGGUACCAGGACUGCCUCGACGAUUUGCUGGCAUUUCUCGACAAAGAACGAAUCGGCUUGGGCAAUGGCGACGGUCGGAGGAUCCGAAGUUGGGCAACCGAGCGGUUGGAAGGCAGGGAGAACUCCCAAAAUGCCGAAAGCGACGAUGAAGCGGACAAGCCGGAGACCACAUCUUCCCCUAAUCUCAAUCACUCGAACAGCGAGACGCAACUGCAGGAGGAGACACAAAUGAGGACCGACUCAACAUCUCCCGCUGCCCCUCAACCCGCCCAGGAAGAGCCGGAGAUCAUGCCGAUCACGGUGCCGUCGCAGGACACCUUCACCUUCCAAUCCGCACAUGCCUGGCCUCCUCAGCCUCCGCAGCAAGACGCGUACCUCAACCUUGCAAACCUCGACCUGUCUGAUUCUUCUCGAACACACGACGGCGCAAACGCAAACCCCGCUUCCCGCACGUCAAGGCCACGCCACCCUGCAAAUAUCCCUCGCUCUGCAUCAAGGCAGGGAAACAACCUCGGCCGCGGCGCUGGUUCGAAGCGUAAAAUCAACUUUGCCGAAAUCUUCGACCUGAGCAGCUUGGACAAGAAUAUGUUUGGCGGCGGACCGAAGCGCUCCCGUCACACAUGA
Molecule: messenger RNA, 795 nt
Organism: Colletotrichum chrysophilum
Lineage: Eukaryota; Fungi; Ascomycota; Sordariomycetes; Glomerellales; Glomerellaceae
Exons: 1
Coding region: 1-795 (264 amino acids)
Source: RefSeq, a predicted model, not a curated record